Brassica napus (rape) is the source of this 2940-nucleotide messenger RNA. RefSeq lists its product as uncharacterized. The record is from RefSeq and is a predicted model, not a curated record. Gene Ontology annotation, molecular function: cysteine-type peptidase activity. The transcript has 8 exons. Bases 1 to 2940 code for a protein of 979 amino acids. Lineage: Eukaryota; Viridiplantae; Streptophyta; Magnoliopsida; Brassicales; Brassicaceae. Gene Ontology annotation, biological process: proteolysis.
AUGGAGUCUUCACGGCUCGGUGAAAUUCCUGUAGAAGGCGACGAUGAAGUUACCGGUCCGUUACCGGAAAUGAUGUUCGCCGAGGGUGAAGAACCCGUCGGUGUUAGGGUUCUUACUUACCAGUCUUCGCGUGCGAUAAACACAAUUCUCGAUGCACUGGAGGAUGAAGAGAUCCAGUUCCUCCGGUCAACAUCUUUCGGAAAGUUGGUAGAAAUCGCAGAGAAACCCGGGUUUUCCGGUAGAUUUGCUAGAUAUCUUCUCUCAAGGCAACUAAAAGUAGAGAAAAAGCACGAAGCUUGGUUUCGCUUUGCCGGCAAACCAAUUAGAUUUUCCCUCCGAGAGUUUGCCAUUGUUACCGGUCUUCCUUGUGGUGAAUUCCCAAAGAAAGCAAAGUCCAAGAGGAAGAAACACAUCAAUGAGAAACCGUACUGGCCAGAGAUCUUUGGAAGAGUAGAAGAAAUGAGAGUUUCUAGGGCGGUUAAGAUGCUUAGGAAAAAAACCGUAACCGACAAAGAUAUCUGGAUGAAACUCGCUUGCCUUGCAAUUGUGUCUUCUGUUUUGCUGUCUACUAAUCUCCGGAUGAAGAUGUUGAAGGAAUACGCUGAGAUGCUAGUCGAUAUGGAAGAGUUCUUUGCCUUCCCGUGGGGGAGACUAGCUUUUGAUAUGUUGAUGACAAGUAUCAAAAAGAGAGAUGAGAUAUCUCUAUCGCAAAACACAAUUGCGUUGAAAGGGUUUGCGCUUGCGCUCCAACUAGUUAUCGUUGAAGCGGUUCCUGCUCUGACGGAAGUCGUUCAAGAAGCUUGUUCCUCGUCAGAAUCGGACAGCGACGAUGAGAACGCAGAUCGUCAUGCCAGUCAGACUAAGAAGCAGACAUUGUGUCCUAGCCAUGCUCGGGAAGUUGAUAGGAAAGCUGAGGCAAAGGUGACGAGCAUUAUUCCAGCAGAUCCUCGAACGCCAGUGAACGAUUCUUUGGUUAACUGGUCGGAUGAUGUUGUAGAUGCCAAAGUUGAGAACUUGGUGCGCAUUAUAUCGAAGAAUCAGCUUAUUCGUAAGGAAAUGUUUCGAGGUGGGGUCAGUAAAGUGGAUGUUGAGAGGAUGCGUGCGAAUGUUAAAGACGGGGGAAAAAGAAAACCGCAAAACCAGAAGCAUAAGGACGUAGCUGUACACCGACCUGAGGAAGCGAAAAUGAAAUCUCUUAUUAAUUCAGUCCUCAGACCUGAGAUAGAUCGGAUCGAUGCGACUAUUGCUGCUGCUGUUGCAUCCGUAAAGGAGAUCUCUUCGAGUGGUUUCGCUUAUCAGUCUUCUGUUGUUGCUACUGUUGAGGCAAUGCUCCGGAAUUUUAAAACGGAAAUCCUAGCUUGCUUCCCUAAAGAAUUUCGUAAGGCCCCAGUCGAAGGUGUACACCCCACCGCAGUUGGUCUUGAAGGUGCGAGUGGAGAAGUCCCUACAAAUAGGAGUCCACCAGCAGCUAAUGGAGUGGGAAGGAGAGAUGUUCGUCAAUACUCCACCCCUGCUAUGCUCGGUUCGAACGAGGAUAUAGUUGACGAUGUCAUGGGAAAUCUUAGUCAUUACUCAACUCCCCCAGCUUCAAGAAAACGGUGGCAAGGAUCUGAGGCUGAGUCUCGUAGGCAGGAACGUCAAAAAUUUGUCGGCGGAGAAGCACCAGAAAACAUGCGUCUCAAUGUGUCCCGCAGUCUGCAGUCAGAGAAGCCAACCUCUGCGAGACGGCUAUCUCUGCAUGUUUCAGAUGUAAAGCUGUUCACUGUCAUUGGAUUAGUCUCGCUUUCUGCGUUGGAGCCUCGCAAGAGUGGUUCGGUUGCUUGCGGAGUGCGUGAACAGGUUCAUCAGGCAUCUCUUUCCGCUCAGAGCCAGACCCACGAUAGCGGCAGACAGAAUGCGGCCCACCUUCCUCGAGAACCUGAGAUUCCUUCUUUCUCACUUGGCCUAACUCAGGAACUUCGCACGGUGGUGCAAUCAGAUAUAGUGGAAUUGGGAGAAAAAAACAAAAGUAAGAAAGCUGAAGAUGACAUUGAAGCAGAGGUGGGUGAUAAUGAAGAUAGUUUUAUAUGCCGUAAAAGCAAGCGGUUGAGGCACAUUCCUCCCCAACUUAUCAAUGACUACCACUGUGGGGCCGUAAUCUUGAAUCGGGCUCGUGAAGAGCAACAUUUUGUGAACAGUCCCUCCGACUAUUCUGAGAUUUGUGAGAAGUAUACGCGGCUGAAGAUGCUACUGAAGAAAGACUGUUCACAUACGGUUGCAGACAUAGACAUUUGUAUCGUAUGUGCCGUUUCCUCACUCACACUUCUUUCUAGUGUAUUCAAUGUUGGGGGGCUGUCUGUAACGGGGAAGGACUUGAUUGAUAUAGGAGAACGGAAGAGAUUCCUUCCUGGCAGAGUCUUGGAUAUUCUUACAAGGCUUGUUGCUUCUACCUUCAAGAAGGAAGCGUUGGGUGGAGGCGAUACCGCACCUGUGUUUCUGGACAGUCGUCUUCAGUGUUUGCUAUCAAGGAAUUAUCCUAGGUUUAAAAAAACAAAGUCCAAGGAAGGUUAUGUUUUCAGUAAUGCAAUGGUCGAUUUGGUUUCAAAGAGUUAUAGCAGAGAAAUUGAAGUAGGCAGGUUCUACAUUCCGUUCAACGUCGAUCGGAAGCACUGGGUUGGCCUUUGUGUUGAUAUCCGCUCUUCGAAGAUAUUUGUUUUCGAUUCUAACAUGGAUGUUAUUAUGGACGACGCUUUGGUUAAUGGGAACGAAAUGGUCGUGGAAAGAAUGAAAGGCCUGUCGCAAAACACAAAUCCAGCGGAUUCUGCGUUGACCGCCUGUCUGUUUAUGCAAACACAUGCGUUGUUUGGUUUCGAUGUGUGUAGGUCUCUCACGCCAACUGUCAUUCCAGCGGAAGCACGUAAGGCUGCGAUACUUAUCUACGAGUUUCAUAAGAAGUUGUAG